Pangasianodon hypophthalmus (striped catfish) is the source of this 1381-nucleotide messenger RNA. It is a transcript of the gene slc7a6os, whose product is annotated as solute carrier family 7 member 6 opposite strand. NCBI's taxonomy places the organism in Eukaryota, Metazoa, Chordata, Actinopteri, Siluriformes, Pangasiidae. The transcript is spliced from 5 exons. Gene Ontology annotation, biological process: developmental process. Bases 114 to 1073 code for a protein of 319 amino acids. The record is from RefSeq and is a predicted model, not a curated record.
AGAAGCAGGCUAGAGAAAAAAAGAAGAAGAAGAAGAAGAAGAGCGCCGCCUUUGUUGUUGUUUGUUUGUUGUUGUUUGUUGUCGUCACUGCGUCUUUAUCCUCCGUUAGCGUCAUGGAUCCCGGGACCACCAUCCUGCGGGUGAAGCGGAAGAGAGGGACGGACCCCGCGGACGCGCUGCUGCUGGCCUGCAAGCGGAUCCGAGCCGAGUCCAGCGCCGCGCAGCCCGAACCCGAACCCGAACCCGAGCACGCGCGCAUCGAGAACUCCGUGUUCAAGCUCGUGGCCACGGUCGCCUCACAGGACGCCCCGGUGCAGACACACGUGCGUGAAGCUCUGUCACGUCCACGUCUCACACACGCCUUGCGUCCGUCUCACGGCAGCUCCAACAGGAUCAUCGGAGACUUACGCAACGCCAAAUGGAGCACCAGGCGAGAGGAGCGCUACCGGAUCCUGUCCAGCCACCGAGCCGGGCUUCCUGCAGAACCUCGCAAAGGACGAGAACCCGAAGAGAACGCUCAGGCGGACACGGAACCUCGUUUGGGAGACGUGCAGGUGUUUGAUCUCGUUCAGGAGGACUUCGAGGAGGAUGAGAAAGAUCCUGAGAAGAAUGUGAAGUCUGAUCCCGAGGCGAUUCUGUGUAACUCGGUGAAGAUGAUACGCGAGAAGCUGAGCGUGUCGACUCACGGAGCCGGGGCUGAACAUCGUGAGAAGGAGGACGACUACGUUUACGAUCUGUACUACCAGGAGACGGCCACGCCCGGCUGGAUUCAGGACAUCUUAUCAGUCAGACCUUACACUGAAGAAGGAGAGCUGGUACCUGAUGAGGUCGCUUGGGAGGAGGAAGUGUACGAGGAUGAGGAUGAUGAAAACGCUGAAAGCAACUGGAGGAACGAUUACCCAGACGAGGAAGACAGCAACGACGAGAGUAAUGAAGAGCGAUACGGAGGGUGUUGGAGCGAGGAGCACUCGUACAGCCGGAGGAGCUGGGAGCGCUAUCAGAGGGAGGUGAUGGAGGAGUUUGAUGAAGAUGGGGAUGAAGAUGCGGACAGAGAAGAAUAUGAUUCUGAUUGAGACUGUGUGUGUGUGUGUGUGUGUGUGUGUGUGUGUGUUUUUACUCCCAUGAUGAUGCCGUGUUGUGUUUGUGUGCCAGUUGAUGCGUAUAAUCCUGCGGAUGUUUUUUUUUUGCGUUGUGUUAGUGAGAUGCGUGAUGUUGCUGUGUUUAGUGGCUGAUGUGCAUGCUAGUGUGAUCAGAAGUGUGUGUGUGUGUGUGUGUGUGUGUGUGUGUGUGUGUGUUGUAUGUGUAAACAUUCCCAAAAAAAAAGGGGCAGUGUGAUUUCUUGUAAAUAUGUAGAUGUGUACAAACCUAAAUAAAAAAAAAA